GGCCGGGCCUUCGGUCGCGGGGCGGCAGGUGCGGGCUGGCCCGGCUGCGCCGAGGAACGCCGAAGAGGCGGUGACAGCGCGAGGCCUGCGGCGAGGCGACGCGGCGUGGACGGCGGCGAUGCUGGAGACCCUGCGCGAGCGGCUGCUGAGCGUGCAGCAGGAUUUCACCUCCGGGCUGAAGACUUUAAGUGACAAGUCCAGAGAAGUGAAAGUCAAAAGCAAACCCAGGACUGUUUCAUACUUGCCAAAGCACUCUGCUGGACUAGAAUUACUUAGCAGGUAUGAAGAUACUUGGGCUGCACUUCACAGAAGAGCCAAAGAGUGUGCCAGCGCUGGAGAGCUGGUGGACAGCGAGGUGGUCAUGCUCUCUGUGCACUGGGAGAAGAAGAAGACCAGCCUGAUGGAGUUGCAAGAGCAGCUGCAGCAGCUUCCGGGGUUAAUAGCAGACUUGGAAUCCAUGACAGCAAGUCUGGGUCGCUAUCGCUGUGUGGCAUACAGAAUGACCUCUUUUUCACCUCCUACUGAUGAGAGCAAGCAGAUCCAUUUAAAUGAAGCUCAUCUAGAGGCCAGCUUUGAGGAGGUAGAAAAUCACUUGCUCCACCUGGAGGACUUGUGCGGGCAGUGCGAGCUAGAAAGGUGCAGACAUGCCCAUUCCCAGCAGCUGGAGGACUACAAGAAAAGAAAGAGGAAGGAGCUUGAAGCCUUCAAAGCCGAGCUGGAUGUGGAACACGCGCAGAAGGUGUUGGACAUGGAGCACGCUCAGCAGAUGAAGCUGAAGGAACGGCAGAAGUUUUUUGAGGAGGCCUUCCAGCAGGACAUGGAGCAGUACCUGACCACAGGCUACCUGCAGAUCGCGGAGAGGCGAGAGCCUAUGGGCAGCAUGUCGUCCAUGGAGGUGAACGUGGACAUGCUGGAGCAGAUGGACCUCAUGGACAUCUCCGACCAGGAAGCCCUGGAUGUCUUCCUGAACUCAGGUGGCGAGGAGAACACUGUGCCGUCCCCUGGUUUAGGCUCUGAAUUGGAAACCUGUCAGAAUGAAAUCACCCUUCAGGUUCCAAACCCCACAGAAUUACCUCCCAAGCCACCUUCCUCCCAGUCUGCCUGCAGUGACACUGCCCCCCAAGAUGCUGAGAGUGGGGACGGCCCGCAGGUGCAGGCAGAUGAGGAGGAGGUGCAGGCAGACACUGCUCUCACUACCUUGCACACUGACAGCAAGGCUGCUUCAGACAUCAGCGGGGACAGCGACUCAAGCCAGGAUGUUUGAGUGGAGCAGCCUGGGUUGACAGUUGCCGGUGACGUGUGAGAGCAGCAGUGUGAGAGAUGAGUGUACAAUAAAGUUUGAGGACUCUGCACCCAGAGUAUGUAGCUGCUUUGUACAGGGCCUGCUGCUCAGCCCCAUCGUGCACUGGGGAGGGGGCCCCACACGGCAGCUGCGGAAGACAGCGUGAACAUGCUGCCCCCUGCAGGGGAAGCCUGGCUUCAGCAGCCCAGGGACCCCGGGGCGCGCCUGCUGGAGCGCAGCUGUAGUGAGCAGCCCUGCCCUUGGUGGACGCCCAGCCCCAGCCCCUGCCAUCCACUCAUCUUCCAUCAGACAGACAAAUGUCCAAAAAACAUUGUUUUUAUUAUUAAACCUUGUAGUACAAACCUGAAAAGUAAACAAAAAACUGGCAAUAAACCACAUGAAGUCUUCCCUCUCAAGGGAGGGGUGCAGAGCAGCGCUAAUAAAUUAAAUGUCAAACUGUAAGCCAUAGGCGGAAGUUUACUGUCAAAAGAGGGAAAGUACACAGCAAGGCCAUAAAAACCGGACAACCACAUUGGAAAACACUUGACUGUUUAUGUAAUUGUUAAAUAUUCCAAAACAGUUCAGUCUUCUGCAACAACAACCAACAAAGUGGAUCCUAGGACGUUCCUGGCCGUCACCACCGGCAAGCUCAGUGCAACAUGGGUAGCUACGGGGUCGAUGAAUCCAAUUAUGAAACAAAGAACAACUUGUGAAAACAAUUUCCCUUUUUUAUUCCACACAUACUGUACACACAACCGGAGAAGGGCAACAGCUACUCCAUUAUGAUUUUGUCGUCGUUGUUCAGUGAUGUAAGCAGCACUUAUAAAUGUUACAAGAAAACCCUGUAAGCAUCCGAUCCGCCAAUGAAGAAACUGAAGUGUAAGGCUUUUCUUCAUCUGUCUGUCACCUCCCCUCCCCUCCGAGAAAGGCUCAAGUAUUUAAAACAAUUUACAGGCGUAUGUACAAAAGGGAUGGGAUAUUUUUUCUUUUUUCUUUUUGUUACAACAUGGACAGAAAAAAUAGAUAAGAUGAGCGCAAAUGCAUUUCACAUUCAAAAAGAACUGCAGACCUAGUGGCUCUAAAUGUGAUCAUAAACAAAACAAGUUCUAAAAAAAGAUUAAUGCUGACUUUGUGAAGGUGUGAAACAGUGAGAUGAAGAUGGAAUGUUAGAAAGAUUGCACGUUGACGACAAAGAAGCACUUGUGGCUUCGAUCAAUUUUUUUUUUCCCUUAAGGAUGCUAUUGAAGGGUUUUUUGAUAAAGUAGCCAACAGCACCAAAAAAUAACAGAAUGGAUUUCCUAAUGAAAUCAGGCACAGGUCUCCGUCAGUGACCCUCCAGGCAGGCGGGCUGUCUCCAUCCUCCGAUGCAUAGCGAUUCAGCUGGUGAGGAGAACCUGCUCGCGCCGACCUCCGCCUUCAGCUGCCAUAACCGCCCGCGACGGCAGCGGGCCUCUCCGGUUUGAAAAUACGAACUCAUCUCGCACAUGACAGAAGGAAAGACAGCCAAAGUAAAGCCAUUUCUUUUCAAGUUUU
This is a messenger RNA of Octodon degus (degu), 2815 nucleotides long. It is a transcript of the gene Dtnbp1, whose product is annotated as dystrobrevin binding protein 1. The record is from RefSeq and is a predicted model, not a curated record. Gene Ontology annotation, biological process: regulation of synaptic vesicle exocytosis; negative regulation of protein kinase activity; neuron projection development. Lineage: Eukaryota; Metazoa; Chordata; Mammalia; Rodentia; Octodontidae. Bases 119 to 1264 code for a protein of 381 amino acids. The transcript has 11 exons. Gene Ontology annotation, cellular component: plasma membrane; BLOC-1 complex; synaptic vesicle membrane.